Cydia strobilella is the source of this 3955-nucleotide messenger RNA. RefSeq names its product speckle-type POZ protein (gene rdx). The record is from RefSeq and is a predicted model, not a curated record. Gene Ontology annotation, biological process: proteasome-mediated ubiquitin-dependent protein catabolic process; regulation of proteolysis. NCBI's taxonomy places the organism in Eukaryota, Metazoa, Arthropoda, Insecta, Lepidoptera, Tortricidae. Gene Ontology annotation, cellular component: nucleus; cytoplasm. The transcript has 8 exons. Gene Ontology annotation, molecular function: ubiquitin protein ligase binding. Bases 224 to 1501 code for a protein of 425 amino acids.
CUGCCAGUCGGCAGUCGCCCGUCAGUCGUCGAGCGCAACGCACAUCUGUCACGCUGUCGCGCGCGACCUCCCAACCAUGUGGUGAAGUGUAACUGUCAAACGUGAUACAACUCGCAACUAUUACAUUUUAUACUAACUAUCUUACGUUUUAAACAUUGCCGUGGUGAAUUGUGAUCUCGAAGUGGUGCCACCGUUUUGGAAAAUUGGAUUAUACGAACGAAUAAUGGCCUUAGCCAGGUAUAACCAACAAACUGGACGCUCGGCUUGGUUGAAGCUCGGCGCGGGCAGCGAGUGCGGCGGUGGAGGGUCGGGCGGCGGCGGCGCGCCCGCUCCGCAGUCGGCGCGCGUGUCCUCGAACGUCGCCGGCGGCAUGGCGGUCAGCCGCGUGCCCAGCCCGCUGCACGACGGGAACACGCCCGUCGCCGAGAACUGGUGCUUCACACAGGUCAAAGUGGUGAAAUUCAGUUACAUGUGGACAAUAAACAAUUUUAGUUUUUGUAGAGAAGAGAUGGGCGAAGUGUUAAAAUCAUCGACAUUCUCAGCCGGUGCUAGUGAUAAGUUAAAGUGGUGUCUCCGUGUUAACCCUAAAGGACUCGACGAAGAGAGUAAAGACUACUUAUCGUUAUAUCUAUUAUUAGUGUCGUGUAACAAAUCAGAAGUCCGAGCAAAGUUUAAGUUUUCAAUAUUAAACGCGAAGCGGGAAGAGACGAAGGCGAUGGAGUCACAGCGCGCAUACAGAUUUGUUCAAGGCAAAGACUGGGGGUUCAAAAAGUUCAUUAGAAGAGAUUUUCUACUAGACGAAGCAAAUGGACUCCUACCAGAAGACAAGUUAACGAUAUUCUGCGAAGUGUCAGUAGUCGCGGACAGCAUAAACAUCAGCGGGCAGAGCAACGUGGUGCAGUUUAAAGUGCCCGAGUGCCGGCUCUCGGACGACCUGGGCGCGCUGUUCGACAACGAGCGAUUCUCUGACGUCACGCUGGCGGUCGGCGGCAGGGAGUUCCAGGCGCAUAAAGCUAUAUUAGCAGCGCGGAGUCCUGUGUUCGCUGCCAUGUUCGAGCACGAGAUGGAGGAGCGCAAGCGCAACCGCGUGGACAUCACGGACGUGGACCACGAGGUGCUGCGCGAGAUGCUGCGCUUCAUCUACACCGGCCGCGCGCCCAACCUGGACAAGAUGGCCGACGACCUGCUCGCCGCCGCUGACAAGUACGCGCUGGAGCGGCUAAAAGUGAUGUGCGAGGAAGCGCUGUGCCUCAACCUGUCCGUGGAGACGGCGGCCGACACGCUCAUCCUGGCCGACCUGCACUCUGCCGACCAGCUCAAGGCGCAGACCAUAGACUUCAUCAAUACGUCGCACGCGACGGACGUGAUGGACACGGCGGGCUGGAAGAACAUGAUCUCGUCGCACCCGCACCUGAUCGCCGAGGCGUUCCGCGCGCUCGCCACGCAGCAGCAGCAGAUCCCGCCCAUCGGGCCCCCGCGCAAGCGCGCCAAGCAGGCCUAGGAGCCCGUGCUCGCACGCACAAGCACAAGCACGCGCGCACACGCGCACACGCGCACACGCGCACACGCGCACACGCCCGCCUGGCGAGCCCGAAACUCCUUGUCGGCUGAACAGUGAACGUAUCCCGAGGAUAUACUAUGAUUUUUUUCGGCCUCGGACCCUAAUUUGUUAAACAAGCCUUUGUUUCUCUCAAGAGCGGUCUUAAGCACGUACCAAAGCAGCCGUGCUGCGUAAAAUGCAACUAUCGUAAUAGUAUUAACUAUUAAGGUUCAAAUUUAAGUGACAGCUCAUUCGGAGAAAGAUCAGAGUGGUCUCUUGUUUGGAGAUAACAAAACGUGUCAUCUCCGAAUGGACCGUUUCGUGAAUUUGAACCAUAUAAAUACAAUCGUAAAUUUGCUUUUUAAAUGGGCUCGUUCCCGUUUCUUAUGUCGGGGCUAUUAGCAGUACGCGGUGUGACCCCUGCAUAAAGGAAAUGAUACCUUUUGCUUAACAGAUUGGGGCCCGAGCCCGAAAAAAUCAUCUGAAAUAAUGCAUACUAUAUCCCUCAGAUAAUGCGCUCGACGUUUCCCUACGUGCCAAUAUUCGGUGUGGACGCACGGACCGCCCGUUUUGCCCUCUUGAAACUUCUACGCGAGUUUUACUUUGUGGUGGGGAUGGAGAAGAUUGUUAAAAUGACAUAAUAUAUCUUUAACGACUAGAUCUGUCCCUCCUUGUGCGAGAAAAUUUAAAGUAUAGAAGCGAAGUGAGGCAAGUAGAUAGGCGGGGUAUCGGUAUGCGUGACUGGAAAAAUACGCUGACACGUAGUACCGCUCGUCUUUUGCCUAAAGAAAACUGGCGUCGUCCGUUUAUUAUUAUCCGUCGUGUAUCCGAUAGGAAUGUUGAGUUGAGGACGCGUCAUAUGGCAUUCGAUGGACCGUGAUCCUGCCUCAAGGAUGUAGUAUAGUGGCGACGAGUGCGAUGGACUAGUUUGUGUAGUCGUGGAUCCACGGAUUCAUCCUUUUGUUUACUAUGAUUGAUCUCAAGACGAUAUUCGAUCCUAAUAUUUUUGUCUCUCGCGGUCAGUUAGUGGCGCCGCUUUAUAAUUAUUACUUUUAAUGUGUAGAUUUACGGAGUUUGGACGCUUUUUGCGCGUUGCCGUAGUUCGGAUGUAGCGGAGAUUAUCGAUAUAUGUUAAGGCUUGGAGUUAUCUUUUUUCUGCAUGUCGUUUAUGUGGAAAUUCUCUUGCACUGUUGCGGUUAUGUUUUUGUGUAAAUUAUUGCUAUUGUAUAACGAAUACGAAGCUCAUGUCUAGAAAGUAUCCAAUAUACAUGUCAUGUAAAUUUAAUCAUAUGAUUACGCGAAAUCAUCGGCUAACAAUAUUUUUAUUUAACGUAACGAAACAAAUAUUUAAUUAAAAGUAGCUUUUCAGUUCGGAUAAUCAUAAUCAAAUUGAAUUUAUUCAACAAGAUAAUCUCAUUCCCGUGCAAAAUAUCCAUUAAAUAAGAUUUCUCGGUAGAUGUUUAAAAGUAGGAACUUUUGAACAUAAUGGUUGAAGUAGAACGGUAUUUGAAUGCAAUUAAUCUGAAAAGCUCGCAUUGCGUAGGGUUGCCCGCAACGGUGUCUAAGACGGCAUUAAUGAAGUAGGGAAUAGUCCGCGUGAGACACCGUUGCAGUAACCCUGCGGGUAGCAUUUGUAGAAGCUUAGGUGACUCGAGUGAUUGUAAGAAGUCUAUUAAAAUCGUUGGUAUUGUAUAUAGAUGAGCUACGAUCCCACCAUUAAAGUAAAAAUAUUUCUAAGUACUAAAUUGUAAGUGGUAUCACAGGUGAAGCCGUAAUUUUUAUUGCAUCAUAAGAAUAUUCCAAUAAAAUGUUGUGAUGUUUCUUGAAUUUUCCAUAGGUAUUACAAACACACACGUACACAAGUUUUUUGUUUUCAUUAUUUAUAUGUAUGGAUAAUUUAAUUUGAGUGAAGUAUGUAUUAAAAGUAUUGUGUAGUUGGUUGCGCUUCGUCGAUUGUAUCGCGAGUCACCACCGUCGGCGGUACGUCGGCUCAUCUUGCUCACUUGAUUCAUCAAUAUUUGUUGAUCCAAAAUUACAAUCGUUCAUUAAUAACCCCGACCACUUUGUUGUUUAAACAUCAUCCAAGAUUGCUGUGUCAACAGAAAUUAUGAUAAUGUAUUGCUUCAAUCAGUAGUAGUCGCAAACGAAGCAAAUGUUAGUAAUAUCCUGUUGAUACAGCAAUAUUUUAACAAGACAUUUGUAAGACUUGUGUGAGUUUGAUCUACCCAAGUUAGGUAACUUUGUAUUGUUAAACAUUGUGGCCAAUAAAUAGUAAUACAAACAUUUUAUACCCAUGUCCGGAGUUGUUCGUGUAAUUAAUUAAACUUACCUUUUACAUAACAACCGUCAGAAUAUUAACUGUGAUUUUCGACAUUGUCAAUAAGUUGAGCAAAUAAAUUAAAAAUGAUGUAAAAA